AUGCCGUUCUGCGGUUGUUGGUUUCCUAUCAAGAAUGGCUACCGCGUUGAGAAGCAGUAUCUCCCUCGCAUCGAAUUGAAAUCUUACACCAAGAUCCUGUCAACGACCUCGCGCACCGAACUACAGCAAACUUUUCUUAACACCACCGAAGGCAAGCUUGACGAGGUCCAGUACACAUUCCCACUCUAUGAUGGUGUCUCAGUCGUUAGCUUCAAGUGCACUAUCGGUAAGAAGACCGUGGUUGGCGUCGUGAAAGAGAAGCAGCAGGCUCGUGCCGACUUCAAGGAGGCCGUCGACCGCGGCGAAACGGCCGGUCUUCUGGAACAGAUUCCAGAGGCUGGCGAUGUCUUCACCACCACCAUUGGAAACGUCCCGGCCAACGAGCGGAUCUAUGUCCAGAUCGUCUAUCUUGGCGAACUGAAGCAUGAUGCUGAGACGGAUGGAUCACGUUUCACCAUUCCAACCAUCAUUGGCCCUCGUUAUGGCUCUGCGUCAUCCGAGACCUCCAAGGCCAUCAACACUGUCGGAGCAGAUGAUAGCAACGGCAUUAACAUCUCGGUCGAUAUUGAACUCGACAAAGCAUCCAUCAUCCGGACCCUACAGUCCCCGAGCCACCCCAUUGCCGUGACCAUGGGUCGAACUUCGAUCAUGGAGGAAGACGCCUUCGAUAACUGCCGUGCUUCUGCAACCCUAGCACUUGAGUCAGCGGAGCUUGGGAAGGACUUCGUGAUUGUGUUCGUCUCGAAGGACCAAGGAACACCCCAAGCGCUGCUCGAAACCCAUUCCACCAUUCCGAACCAGCGUGCCAUCAUGGCUACCCUUGUUCCCAAGUUCAACAUCCCCAACAUCGUCCCAGAAAUCGUCUUCGUCGUCGAUCGUAGCGGCAGCAUGAAUAGCGAUAUUCCCAUCGUCAUCUCUGCACUAAAGAUCUUUCUCAAAUCCCUCCCAGUCAAUGGCAUCAAGUUCAACAUCUGCAGCUUCGGCACCACUUACAGCUUCCUCUUCGACCGCAGCCGCGACUACAACCAAUCAAGUCUUGAUGAGGCCCUCAAACACGUUGGCACCUUCGAUGCCAACUACGGUGGAACCAAAAUACUGGAGCCUAUUAAGCGGACUUGCGAGCAGCGAUACAAAGACAUGCCCCUCGAAGUGAUGCUCCUGACUGAUGGCCAGAUCAACAACCAGCAAGCGCUGUUCGACUUCAUCAACGAGCAGCAGAACGUUCGCUUCUUCUCACUCGGCAUUGGCUCUGGUGCAUCAUCUUCGCUGGUGGAGGGCAUCGCUCGCGCCGGCAACGGCUUUGCACAGUUCGUCGACAGCAACGAGAAGAUGGACAAGCGAGUCGUACGUAUGCUCAAGGCGGCGCUUACCCCUCAUGUCACUGAUUAUCGCCUCUCUGUUCAAUACUCCGAGGAGCAUGACGAAGGGUUUGAGGUUAUCGAGUCUUCGUCUACCACCACCGAGAAGACUGUGACCGCUGAACCCUUCGAGAAGAAGCCCAUCUCGCUCUUCGACCCCACUGCUAAGGAGCAAGACGCGCCCACCAAGUCACAUGCCUCCCGGUAUGAAGGUGUUCCUGCAGUGUCCGUGCCUGACACCUUGCAAGCACCGCACACGAUUCCGCCACUCUACCCCUUCAACCGUACCAGCGUGUACUUGCUCCUGUCUCAAUCUACCAUCAAUUCGAACCCUGUCUCACUCACCUUGCGAGGUACUUCACCGUCUGGCCCGCUUGAGCUCAACGUCCCAAUACAAACUCUUGACACCCCUGGCGAAACGAUUCACCAACUUGCUGCCAAGAAGGCCGUGCAGGAGCUUGAACAAGGCCGUGGCUGGCUGACCACCCUCAAGUCUGACUCCGGACAAUCCCUCAAAGAGCAACACGAGGGCCGCUGGGAUCUCAUUGUUGAGCGCGAGUGCGUCCGCCUCGGCACACAAUUCCAGGUUGCGGGCAAGUACACUUCCUUCGUCGCCGUGGAGAAGAAGGCAAAAGGAGAGGAGGCCGAGGGCGACUCGCAGCAGGAGGACUUUGUCCAGGUCAUGCCCGAGCGCCCAAGAACCAACGUCGACCUUCAUAGCGGUGCCAGAUACGCCAACAUGGCUUUCGCCAAUGCCCGUUCUGCUGCUGCGCCGCGCUUACAGAAAGCCUCGCAAGCGUCAGCGGGUCUGUUCGGCGGCAGCAGCAGCAGCAGCAACACGACCACUGGUGGCGGCGCCUCUUUGUUCGGCAGUAGCCAACCAAUUUAUGCCGCCAUGGCCUCGCCCCCGCUCCCGCCUCCGCCCGCGCCCGCGCAAUCGGCUAGUAGUGCCUUCGGCAGUGUUCAGAACUUCGGUGCGCCGCCCGCCGCCCCGCUCGCUUCACAGACCAGUAGCCUAUUCGGCAGCAUGAACUCCUUUGCGUCCAACUCUGGAAAGAAGAAAAAGCGCGCUGCGAGAGUUGGUAUUAGUGGUGGCAGCAGCAGCGAGGGGAUGAUGUAUGCCGAUUUCGCCGGGGCCCAGGCCGAGGAGGCGAAGGUGUCGGACCCAAUUGACGAGGAGGUGUCGGACCCAAGCGACAACGAAGACGAGAUGCAUCGCCUGAUCGGAAUGCAGAACUUUGAUGGUUCCUGGGCCAACACCGAGGCGCUGUGGAGGCUGCUCGGCAUCGAAGAAUCUCAGGUGGCCGCUGCGCAGAGCAGCUUGGCAGACGAAGUGGCGGCGACGACAGCGGCGGUGGCGUGGUUGGAGGCCAAGAAGCAGGGCGACGAGGAAGUGUGGGAGAUGGUGGUUGAGAAGGCUAAGGCUUGGUUGCUCGGGAAGGGGGUUGAUGAAGAUGUGCUUGGGAAGGUGAAGGCUCUGUUCUGA
Cyphellophora europaea CBS 101466 is the source of this 2844-nucleotide messenger RNA. RefSeq lists its product as uncharacterized. The transcript has a single exon. The coding region runs from base 1 to 2844 and encodes 947 amino acids. The record is from RefSeq and is a predicted model, not a curated record. Lineage: Eukaryota; Fungi; Ascomycota; Eurotiomycetes; Chaetothyriales; Cyphellophoraceae.